Messenger RNA from Amphibalanus amphitrite, 431 nucleotides. RefSeq names its product mannose-binding protein A-like. The record is from RefSeq and is a predicted model, not a curated record. The transcript has a single exon. The annotation marks the transcript as partial. NCBI's taxonomy places the organism in Eukaryota, Metazoa, Arthropoda, Thecostraca, Balanomorpha, Balanidae.
GUGACGCAUCCGAUCCCUGCGCCUGUCCGGCCGGCUUCAGCCGCUGUGCCGGCCGCUGUCUGAAGCGACUGGACCUGGCAGUCUUCUACCCCGAAGCGGAGAGCCAGUGCGCCGCGCUGGGCGCCCACCUGGCCGUGCCCCGCUCAGACGAGGAGAACCAGUGCGCCAUAGACGCCGCCACUGAUGUCGAAGUGUGGCUGGGUAUCAACGACACCGUCACCGAGGGGCAGUUCGUCGGCGCCGACGGCUGCGGCACCGCGUCGUCCACCGGUCCCCAAUGGGUGGAGGGGCAGCCUAACGACCUCUCCGGUCAGGACUUUGUGGUCCUGUUCCCGGUAGAACGAGGUAGCGGCUGGGCUGACGAACCAGCUUUAUCACUGUAUAGGCCCCUGUGUCAACUGGGGGCCUGCUAUCAGCCUGGCUGCCUAUGA